Molecule: messenger RNA, 406 nt
Organism: Arvicola amphibius (Eurasian water vole)
Lineage: Eukaryota; Metazoa; Chordata; Mammalia; Rodentia; Cricetidae
Gene: Hsbp1l1
Product: heat shock factor binding protein 1 like 1
Exons: 4
Coding region: 65-283 (72 amino acids)
Biological process (GO): cellular heat acclimation
Cellular component (GO): cytosol; nucleus
Molecular function (GO): transcription corepressor activity
Source: RefSeq, a predicted model, not a curated record
CCAAAGCUCGACACCUGCUGGGUUCACCCAAAACCCAGGACCCCAGACUGCUACGCCAGUGCAGAUGGACGCCCGGGCGCCGGAAGUUCCUUGCGGGGACGUGCUGCAGAACGCGGCAGAAAAUCUACUUCAGGAGCUUGAAGAACACUUCCGAGCUCUGACAACAACAUUAAACCUCAGAAUGGAAGAAAUGGGAAAUCGCAUCGAGGACCUACAGAAAAAUGUUGAUGACCUAAUGUCUCAAGCUGGAAUCGAGAAUUCAGUCAAAGAACAGAUGACCUGAAGAUGUUAAAUGAGCCAUGUGAAAUUGCGAAAAUGGAAUCUAUACUGUUUGAGUAAUCUGUGCAGUAUGAAUUUUGAUGUUCGGUUUUUAAUUUUGUUUUUUGGAGACUUGAAAUCAAACCCA